Molecule: messenger RNA, 702 nt
Organism: Laetiporus sulphureus 93-53
Lineage: Eukaryota; Fungi; Basidiomycota; Agaricomycetes; Polyporales; Laetiporaceae
Exons: 5
Coding region: 1-702 (233 amino acids)
Cellular component (GO): cytoplasm
Source: RefSeq, a predicted model, not a curated record
AUGGGCCCUCCUCCAAUCCAGCUCUUCCUCACCACGAUUGUCUCACAGACAGCUCUUCGCCAGCGGCAAGAGUACAUACUGCGCAUCUUGCAGGUCAAGAAAGUCCCAUUCACGUCCUACGACCUUGCCUCGGAUGAGGAGGCAAAGAAGCUCUGGCACAAACAACAACUUCCUGGCAUUCUGAUUGGCGGCGAAUUUCCAGGGACAUUUGACGAAUUCGAGGAAGCAGUAGAAUUCGAGGAGGUCGACCAGUUCCUUCGCCUGAAGGAGGAGUGGAAGCCCUUCGAGGAUGACAAGCCCACACUCCGCUCCCAACCCAUCGGUGUGCCUGGCGCGUACUCUCCCGCCCAGAUGCAUCCGCAUCACCAGCCCGCAAUCUCGCGAUCACCCUCUCCAUUGAAGAGCAAGGACAAGGCGAUCAACAGCAAGGACAAGGUGAUCAACAGCAAGGAUACAAAGAAGAUCGAUGCUGGUGCUGAGCUGGGAGAUUCGAGACUGCAAGGAGUAAAUGUCACCGAAGAUGACCUGUUGGCAUUGGUUGAGGAGUUGGGGCUUGGAGGGGACGAGGCCAACGAUCUUGUAAAGGGACUUACAGGAGAGACUAGAUCUACCGGUAAAGAUGGCAGCAGCAAAGCCCAGGAGAAGCAUGAAGAAGUAGGAUCAGGAACAAAGGCUGAUGCGGGUCAAAGCGAGACAGCUUGA